UAGUGGAGAGAGCCAGUCAGUGAAGACAGCCAGUGCGCGUCACUACGGGUUGUUUUGGAAGGGCUUCUUUCUCUCUUGCAGGACCUGAGAGGAUGCCGGAUGGCGUCUCUGCUGCUGCUGCUGCUGCUGCCCGAGACCAUGCGCGACCUCCAUUAAAUCCUCACGCUGUGGAAGCACCAUGGCUGUUGACGCGGCAUCCAGUUUCAGUUUCUGCCGGCCAGCGGUGGAGUACAGAGCUCUGCCCGACGACUUUAAACAGCAGCUGAGUCGACGGACGGGGGGGAACCUGACCUGGCACGACGGCCGCGGACAGAAGGCGGCGGGAGGCCAGGCAGUCAAGCUGCUGCAGCAGCCAGGCACAGAGGCCCAUCAGUAUCGUUCCAGUGACAAUUACAGCAUAUACAACACCAGCCCGACGCAGCUCAGCUUGACCCGACCCGUUGUCCUGUGGACGCAGCAAGAUGUUUGCAAAUGGCUGAAGAAGCACUGUCCACACAACUACUUGGCCUACGUCGAGGCCUUCUCCCAUCACGCCAUCACCGGCCGGGCGCUGCUCCGUCUGAAUGGCGACAAGCUGAAGAGGAUGGGACUGGUGCAAGAGACGCUGAGACAGGAGCUGCUCCAGCAAGUUCUUCAGCUGCAAGUUCAGGAGGAAGGACGCAACCUGCAACUGCUCAGCAGAGGUGAAGGUUUCUUUGAAAAGAGGUCGUAGGUAAACCCGCUUGAGAGAGAGACAUUCUGUGGGACGUAUUGCACCAACCAGGUAUAAGUGCAGGUGCACAGUCCACAGACGGAUGAUGACAAUCUCUUCUGUCGUGAUUUUGUUAUUUUUACAUUAUUUGUGUAAACUGGAUCAAUGAAUUCAAGAUAAUUAAA
Phycodurus eques (leafy seadragon) is the source of this 876-nucleotide messenger RNA. It is a transcript of the gene samd10a, whose product is annotated as sterile alpha motif domain containing 10a. The transcript has 5 exons. Gene Ontology annotation, biological process: cell surface receptor protein tyrosine kinase signaling pathway. Gene Ontology annotation, molecular function: protein binding. Lineage: Eukaryota; Metazoa; Chordata; Actinopteri; Syngnathiformes; Syngnathidae. The record is from RefSeq and is a predicted model, not a curated record. Bases 179 to 712 code for a protein of 177 amino acids. Gene Ontology annotation, cellular component: cytoplasmic side of plasma membrane.